GUAACUGCACGCUGCUCCGUCUGCGCUAGAGAGAGAGAGGGAGAGAGCGAGGGAGCGCGACAGAAACCGAGUGCUCCUCCGUGGAUCUCACCGGAGCCCCUCUCCUUCCCUUCUCUCUGUUCCGUCCACUCCUCUCUCGCUGUCGGGUGUCCGUUUGAGUUGGAGGAGGCCCGGGGAGGACACACAAUGGAGCGAAGAGCCCGUGGCAACUGGGCCGUUGUGUUGCUGAGAGGGGGAUGGGGUGGAGAGGAGACCGGUUCACACAGCUAACACAGCCAGCUGGCUGCAGGCCUCCACCACCUCUUUUCCCUGCCUGGAUCUACUCUCUCCCCAGGCUCCUCUCUGGGGCCUUUUCCCGGAACAACUACCCGCAAACUCGGUUUGGACCAGGCUAAGGAUUACUGAAAUGUGUCCCGCAGGAUUUUUAGGAUACAUGCCGGAGCCCAAAGAAUAAAUCCUCCUCGUGUUUUUGGAGGAGAGUGAACAAGGAAAAACAAACUUCUCUCUCUCUCUUGUUUUUUUGUUUUGUUUUGUUUUUCCUUAGUUUGGGUUUCUGUCAAGUGGAGUUCAUUAAUGGAUUACAAGAUGCAUGCCAAGUCAAACGAUUUGCUGGAUUUUCAGAAAUUGGAUGCCCUCUUGGAAAAAAUUGCACACUCAGUCUCUGUGAAAAGAGAGUCCAGUGAGGAGUGCAAUGGGAUCAGCGGUGCUCUGUCAGUGGAGUCUGUGCCGGGGCCAAGACUGAACUGGUGUCCUGCCAACACCGCCACCCCGGCUCCUGCCCCAGCUCCCGCUCCCGCCCUGGGACCCGAGCCCACACCCCACCCUGUUAGCAUGGGGGAUGGCCUAGAUGCAGCACAGAUGUCAGGCAGCAGCAGCAGUCAGGGGCAGCCCCCCACACAGCCCCAUCUCUCCAUCAACCCUCCACCCCCGGAGUACAUUAACCCCAACAGGCCAAAGCGCCAGACCAACCAGCUGCAGUACCUGCUCAAGGUGGUUCUGAAGGCUCUGUGGAAGCACCAGUUCUCAUGGCCUUUUCAGUCGCCAGUGGAUGCCGUCAAACUCAACCUGCCUGACUAUUACACAAUAAUCAAAUGUCCUAUGGACAUGGGAACAAUCAAGAAAAGGCUUGAGAACAGUUACUACUGGAAUGCCCAAGAAUGUAUUCAAGACUUCAACACCAUGUUUACCAACUGCUAUAUAUACAACAAGUCUGGAGAUGACAUUGUCUUAAUGGCUGAGGCAUUGGAGAAGCUUUUCCUCCAAAAGGUCUCGGAAAUGCCUGAGCAAGAGACAGAGAUUGUUGUCAUGACCGGCAAAGGACGAGGUCGAGGCCGGCGAGAGGGAGGUAUGCCAUUUUCUCUUCCAGGUCUGAACAUGAAACCAGGGCCCAUCGUCGAUUCUCCGUCCACAACCCCACACACGCGCGGUCUGUCCAACCUCCCUGUGACACCACAGAACAGAGGACCAGUGCAAGGCCCGCCUUCUCUACCUCCCCAGCCUAUGAUGCAGAGCCUGCCCUCCCGCGUUCCCCCUACGUUACCCAGCCAUGCGCCUGCGCUUGGUGCUCCCUACUCCAUGGGCCCAUCGGACUGCACCCCACAAGUCCCCAUUAUGACCUCUGUGCCUCCCCCGACCCAGACCACCCUUCCCCCUGCGUCCAUCCAGAGCACUGCCCCCAUGCUGCAGAACCCCGUUCCCAUGACCAAACAGAGAAAGAGCCAGAAAAGGAAAGCAGACACUACAACACCCACAGCUAAUGACCAAUUAAAUGAAUCCUCUCCGGCGGAGUCCAAGUCUGGGAAGACCUUGCCCAGGCGAGAGAGCACACGGCCCAGUAAACUGAUCAAGAAGGAUGCCCCUGACUCCCAGCAUCAUUUGGGCAUGGGCAUGGGACUGAGUGGACCAAGUGGAGGCCAUAGCCCCAAGCCGCAGGAUCAACUGGGCUACUGCGCCAGCCUCGUCAGGGAGAUGCUCUCCAAGAAGCAUGCCAAUUAUGCCUGGCCAUUCUACAAACCUGUGGAUGUGGACGCAUUGGGACUACACGACUACCAUGAAAUUGUCAAGCACCCCAUGGACCUUAGCACCAUCAAGGCCAAGCUGGAGAACAGACAAUACAGGGAAGCCCAGGAAUUUGCUGCUGAUGUACGGUUAAUGUUUUCCAACUGCUACAAGUAUAAUCCACCAGACCACGAAGUGGUGGCAAUGGCACGCAAGCUACAGGAUGUGUUUGAGAUGCGUUUUGCUAAGAUGCCAGAUGAACCCGAGAGCAAGCCGCUGGUGUCUGCUCCUGCUCCCGCACUCCACCACCCGGCGCCUGUCAAGCCCCAGCCACCCGUCAAGCCACAGCCGCCAAUGAGUCGCAUCGCCUCUUCCUCUGACAGCUCCAGCGAUUCAUCCUCCGAGUCCGAGUCCUCUACAGACGACUCAGAAGAGGAGAGGGCCCAGAGGUUGGCUGAGCUCCAGGAGCAGUUUCCUAUCUCGAUACAGCUGAAGGCUGUUCACGAGCAGCUGGCUGCCCUCUCCCAGCCCCAAGCCAGCAAACCAAAGAGGAAAGAGAAAGAGAAGAAAGAGAAGAAAAAAGAUAAGCAUAAGAAGAAAGGAGGCAUGUCAGGCCUGGUGGAUGAAAUCCAGGACCCCACGCCGCUCCCGCAACACCAGAAGAAAACCAAGACCAGUACCAAUGCCACAAACAAGGAGGUCCUCCCCAAGAAAAAGCCCAGUAAAAAAGAGGGAACAAAAAACAACCUACCACCUGUUCCCGUACUGGAAGACGACUUGGGCGCACCGGGGUCGUCGGCUGCAGGGGAAAAGUGCAAGCCCAUGUCCUACGAGGAGAAGAGGCAGCUUAGCCUGGACAUCAACAAGCUACCUGGAGACAAGCUGGGCCGCGUAGUGCACAUCAUCCAGUCCAGAGAGCCCUCGCUCAAGAACUCCAACCCAGACGAGAUUGAGAUCGACUUCGAGACACUCAAGCCCUCCACUCUACGGGAGCUGGAGAGAUACGUGUCCUCCUGCCUCCGCAAGAAGAAAAAGGUUCCCGCAGUUGAGAAGCCAUUGGAAGCCAUGAUUGCCAACAAAAAGGCUGGGUCCUCUUCUGAGAACAGUGGCUCUAGUUCGGACAGUGAGGGUGGAGAGAGAGGAAUGAUUCAGAAGCAGCAGAAGAGGAAAGGGCAAUCUGCAAAGGAGGGGAAGAAGAUGCAUUCCCAUGUUCAGGGAGGCGCUGCAGCUCAGGCUGGGCUUCAUCCCCAGGGUCCGGGCCUCCAGCCUAGCGGCCAGAUGAAGCAGCAUCAGCCGUCUCCUGCAGGCUUCAUGGCCCCACCAGUCACAGCCCUUGAGUCUUCCCAGAUGCUGGAGAACAGCUUCGACUCCCUGCCCCACUUUGGCCAGCCGCUCAUGCACCUGUCUCACCACACUGGCAAUGCCUCCUCACCUGCACCCCCUCACCUCAACUCCCACCCCACCGCUGGGCCCGUCUCCCCGGAGACUCAUCCCUUCCUCAACCAGCAUCCUGUCCUCCCGUCUCCAGCCCUACACAACGCCAUGCCCCAGCAGCCCUCCCGGCCCAGUAGCAAGGCAGCCCCUCUACCUCCCAAACCCCCCCAGCAGCAGUCAGCACCCCCUCAGCAGCAGCCAAACCUGCAGCAACAACAACAACCACAACAGCAGCAGCUCCAGCCCCAGUCGGCAGCCCCACCUCAGCACCAACUGUCUUCUCACAUUCUCCAGCCCCCUCAACCCCUGCACCAGCGGCCCCUGUCUCCCCCAACACUGACCCCGCAAGGCCUGCUCUCCUCCCAGCCACCUCAGAUGCUGCUGGAGGAUGAUGAGGAGCCGGGGCCCACGAUGCCCCUGAGUCAAGUGCAGCUGUACCUGCAGCAACUCCAGCAAGGCCGCCAGCCCUCGCAGCACCCCCCACAGCUCAUGCAGUCCCUCCAGGCCCAGACUCGGCAGCAGCAAACACAGCAGCAGCAGCUGGGGCAGGCACCCCUCCUGCAGUCUGUCCAGGUGCAGUCACAGUUGUCCUCCCAGACAUCCUUGCCUCCCUCACAGCUCUCGGUCCAGUCUCAGGCCCAGUUAGCCCCAUCACAACAGACCCAGCCCCCACAGCUGCCCCCUCACCCAGCCCGCCACAUGCAGCACACUCAGCAGCCUCAGCAGCAACAGAUGGGCUACCAGCAGGGCCCCGGACAGGCUUCUCAGAGCCAGGGCUCUCAACACAAGGUGUCUAUGCCCACUAGCAAAGCACAGCAUAUCAUCCAGCAGCAGCAGCAACAACCCUCCCCUCGUCAGAUGAAGGCUGACCCUUACAGCACAGGCCACCUGAGGGACAACCCCUCUCCUCUCAUGAUGCAUUCCCCUCAACUACCGCAGUACCCACCUGUGGGUCACCAGUCUCCGCCUCACAACAUGCAGUCCAAAAAGCAGCAGAGGGCCCCUGGAAGCCACAGCGGGGUAAAGGAGGAGAAGCUUCCUCCCUCGCCAGUGAUGAGAGGAGAGUCCUUCAACCCUGCCAUGAGACCAGACCAUCACAAACAUCUUGAUAACAAGCCCUCUCUACCAGGCCACGGCCAGCAGAAUGUGAAGUCCACAGACAGUUCUCGGCCCGUCAUCCGCUCCUCUGAGUCCGGUGGGCCGCCCCCUUCCCUGCAAGAUAAGGAUAAAUUCAAGCAGGAGUCCAAGGCAUCUGUGGCACCUAAAAAGGUACAGGAUGUGAAAUUGAAGAACAUGGGCUCAUGGGCCAGUCUGGCACAGAAGUCCACGUCAGCGCCCUCAUCUGCGGUAAAAUCAUCAAGUGACAGUUUUGAGCAGUUCCGCCGGGCUGCCCGUGAGAAGGAGGAGAGAGAGAAAGCUCUGAAGGCCCAGGCCGAGCAGGCGGAGAAGGACCGGCUCCGUAGAGAGCAAGAGAAGCUACGGGGCCGGGAUGAAGAGGAUAUCCUGGAGCCCAGCAGAAGGGUACAUGAGGAGCCUCGCAGACGGCUGGAGCAGCAGCAGCAGCACAUGCAGCCUCCCUCGCAGCAGCAGCAGCAAGACCCCCAGCCUGUCACUGUACAGCAACCUCCCCAACCCCCCACACCGCCCCAGCCCCCAGCACAGAAUCCACUGGACCAACAGAGGGAGCUAGCCCGCCGUCGAGAACAGGAGAGGAGGAGGAGAGAAGCGAUGGCGGCAACCAUUGACAUGAAUUUCCAAAGUGACUUAAUGGCUAUCUUUGAGGAGAAUCUGUUUUGAGGAGGACAGCCACUGAGACGUAACUGCAAAAGUUACAAGGACGCAAACUAACUCUAAAGAGAGAUUGGCGACCGUGUACCACAGAGGAACUAGAAGAAUCUAUGUAAACAGAACUAGGUUUUAUAGCGUGAUGAGUGGUCACUGCUUUUAUUGUCCAUGGACCGAAAGGACGCGAUGGACAGGGAUACUCGUAAUCUUUUCAUCUGAUGUCAUUUCCUCGGGACUUGGCGCUGUCUGCCCAGCUUUUACCGAGAGAGAGAGAGAGCAAGGACUCUUGCUGUCAUGCUCGCCGUUGUCACCCCGGCUUACUGCGUGGUGUUUGCGGGAGCAAAGGCAAACUGUUAAUCGUAGGAGGAAAAGACAUCCCAAUAACUAUGAAAUGCUCUGAUAAUGUACUGACAGACUGCGCCGAGGCACUCUGAAACCACCAGAUGUCCAAGGUGGCGGAGAAGACCGGUCUUUUGUGUUCUGUUUGUGUUUCGUUUCUUCGUUGUAAGUAAAGAGACAUGCAAUGGCGGUGGU
Molecule: messenger RNA, 5751 nt
Organism: Lampris incognitus (smalleye Pacific opah)
Lineage: Eukaryota; Metazoa; Chordata; Actinopteri; Lampriformes; Lampridae
Gene: brd4
Product: bromodomain containing 4
Exons: 19
Coding region: 574-5229 (1551 amino acids)
Biological process (GO): positive regulation of transcription elongation by RNA polymerase II; chromatin remodeling
Cellular component (GO): nucleus; chromatin
Source: RefSeq, a predicted model, not a curated record